AUGCCACCAGCACACCUCCAGUCAUAUGCUAAGAGAGCAGAGAGACACUCUAAUCCUGCGGCGAAGGAGCUGUUGGAGACUAUCGAGCGGAAGCGGAGCAAUCUCUGCGUCAGCAUAGAUGUCACGAAGCAGGCUGAUUUCCUCAGGAUCAUUGACAUCGUCGGCCCAUACAUCUGUCUUGUGAAGACGCAUGUUGAUAUCAUCGAGGAUUUCGAGCCGACUGUCAUUGACCGCCUGAAGGAGCUCAGCGAACGGGACGAUUUCCUCAUAUUCGAGGACAGAAAAUUCGCGGACAUCGGUAAUACCGUUGCGUUGCAGUAUUCAAGCGGUGUUUACAAGAUUGCAAGCUGGUCGCACAUCACGAAUGCACACCCCGUUCCAGGACCCUCGGUCAUCGCAGGCCUAUCUUCCGUUGGUCUUCCUCUUGGCAGAGGUUUACUGUUGCUCGCCGAGAUGAGCACCAAAGGAAACUUAGCCACCGGCUCUUACACCGAGCAAGCCGUCCAGAUGGCACGUGCGCAUCGCGACUUCGUGGUAGGAUUCAUCGCUCAGCAUCGCAUGGACGGAGUCGCAGCGAGCGACAAGGGCGUCGCUGAUGACGAGGAUUUUCUUAUACUCACACCCGGUGUCGGUCUUCAUUCUCGCGGAGACAGCAUGGGCCAGCAAUACAGGACACCGCAGGAAGUGGUUCUGGAAUCUGGGUGCGACGUGAUUAUCGUCGGCCGUGGUAUCUACGGUAAAGGAAAUGAAGUUGAUGCAGAGUACGUGCAAGGACAAGCCGAGAUCUACCAGAAGGAAGGAUGGGCGGCUUAUGAAGAGAGAAUUUCUGCAGCCGAGUAA
Molecule: messenger RNA, 840 nt
Organism: Sparassis crispa
Lineage: Eukaryota; Fungi; Basidiomycota; Agaricomycetes; Polyporales; Sparassidaceae
Product: Orotidine 5'-phosphate decarboxylase
Exons: 3
Coding region: 1-840 (279 amino acids)
Biological process (GO): 'de novo' UMP biosynthetic process; 'de novo' pyrimidine nucleobase biosynthetic process
Cellular component (GO): cytosol
Molecular function (GO): orotidine-5'-phosphate decarboxylase activity
Source: RefSeq, a predicted model, not a curated record